AUAUAAAUAAAUAAAAAUGAAUGAUAAAGUUUGCACAGUUUGUGGCGAUCGGGCCAUUGGUACUAAUUUUGGUGCCCUAACGUGUGAGUCGUGUAGGUCAUUUUUUCGUAGAAAUGCAACACGUUUUGAGGAAUUUGGCUGUUUUUUCGGUGACAAUUGUGAGGUAAACCGUUUGACACGAAAAUUCUGUAAAAAGUGUAGAAUUGAUAGAUGUUUGGCCAAUGGCAUGAAAAAAGAAGCGCUAACUUAUGGCGAAAACAAUGAUUCGCGUCGUUAUCGACGAAAACGGCCCAAAAAUGGCGCUCCCAUUGUCUCCGUAACCGAUGAGCACAAAGUCGAGAGCUGUUUAACUCUCGAAAUAAACAGAUUUAAAGAGUUAUUCAAUUCAUUGGCUGUCGUCAGAGGAAAUCCUGUGACCACAAUAGCGUACGAAACGAAUACCGCUUCGGAUGGCAUUCAAUUGAUUCAAAACAGGGCUGAUCUCAAGUUUACACGAAUGGUUAAAAUGUCAGCAAAUAUUAAUGGAUUCAAUGAGUUGUGCGAAGACGACAAGAUUGCGCUCCUGAAGGCCGGAUGCCCUCAACUCUGGCUUUUGCAGAAUAUCGUUGAUUUCGAUGUCGAGGGCCAGUUCUGGAGGAUUCCCAUUCACUUAAUGUUCGGGUCAUUGCCUAUAAUAGUUGAGGGCAUUCUUCCACUUCAUUUGGAAGAGUUGUCGCAAUUGAGUCCAUAUUUAAUUGUUUAG
This is a messenger RNA of Medioppia subpectinata, 742 nucleotides long. The record is from the annotation of a GenBank genome assembly. Lineage: Eukaryota; Metazoa; Arthropoda; Arachnida; Sarcoptiformes; Oppiidae.